Hevea brasiliensis (rubber tree) is the source of this 1263-nucleotide messenger RNA. Its product is annotated as thaumatin-like protein. NCBI's taxonomy places the organism in Eukaryota, Viridiplantae, Streptophyta, Magnoliopsida, Malpighiales, Euphorbiaceae. Gene Ontology annotation, biological process: defense response. The coding region runs from base 403 to 1158 and encodes 251 amino acids. The record is from RefSeq and is a predicted model, not a curated record. The transcript has 2 exons. Gene Ontology annotation, cellular component: extracellular region.
CUAUUAUUAUAGUCAGAAAAAUCAUUAAGAAAAUUAACAAAGUUCAUUUUGGCCUGCAUGUUUCUUCAAUCUAAGGGAUGCAAUUCAAUGGCAAGAUCCUUGUAACGUAAUGCAUACCCAUUUUCCAAUGCAGGGGGAGUGCCUUUUGGCCCUUUUCCAUGAAUUAGCAAAUGAUUCCAAUUGUUUAACUUUAAAACAAGAGAUAUAGAAGAAAAGAGUGGAAAAAGGUGGCCAAUCUCGCCAUUAGCACAGGCUUUACAGCUUAGCAAACCGUUUUUGCACAAGCGGUUGUUUAAAGCGAAAAAACCUUUUCUUGGUGGCAGAAAAUGAGGAGACCUCUCCCAUCUCCUACACACAGUUGUGCAAGAAACCAACAGAUUCAAUCUCCCAAAUUCAAAACAGAUGCGAACUUCCUCUUAUCUCCUCUUCUCCUUCUUCUUCUUCUUCCUUCUUUUCAUCUCCUCCUCCUCUGCAGAUGGAACUGAACUCAUUAUAGUAAAUAACUGCAAGGAAAGCGUAUGGCCUGGAAUACUUGGCACUGCAGGCCAUGAAACUCCUAGAGAAGGUGGUUUCCAACUCUCAAGUGGCGAACAAACAGUCCUCCAAGUCCCUGAGCAAUGGUCAGGCAGAAUCUGGCCAAGACAAGGCUGCUGUUUCGAUGAGAACACUGGCAAAGGUUCUUGCCAGACUGGAGACUGUGCAGGCCUUUUACAAUGUGGAGGCAUUGGUGGUGUUCCUCCAGCAUCUAUAGUGGAAAUGACACUUGGGACUUCAAAUUCUGACUUGCAUUACUAUGAUGUGAGUUUGGUUGAUGGGUUUAAUAUCCCAGUUUCCAUGGUGCCUAUAGGCGGUGGUGAAGGGUGUGGAGUCGCUUCCUGCGAGGCUGAUUUGAAUGUCUGUUGCCCUGAAGCAUUGGUUGUGAAGAGACAAGGGAAGGUGGUGGGUUGCAAAAGUGCAUGUUUGGCUGCCAAGACUGAUAGGUAUUGCUGUACUGGGGACUAUGCAGAUCCUAAAAGUUGCAAGCCUACUAUUUUUGCUCAUCUUUUUAAGGCCAUUUGCCCUGGGGCUUACAGUUUUGCCUAUGAUGAUGCUUCAGGGCUUAAGACUUGCAAGGCUCCUCGCUAUGUCAUUACCUUCUGCCCUCCUAAUGACAAUUGAUGGCGAUUUAAGCACAUUAUGAGUGUAGUAGGAAAGAAGCAUUAACAAUGUACCUUUGGUCCCUCAUUAUUUCUGCUAUUAAUUUCUACUGGUUGGUAAUCUGAA